CCCUUUUCUAGAUAUUUUCAGAAGUUCCCAACAGUGAAUUUAAAUUGGAACUCAAGGGAAAAGAAUAGCUGAAAAAGAAAGAAAAAAGUGAAAGCAGAUUAAAGAGAGUUCAAUUGGAACAACUUUUAGAGAAAGAGAGAGAUUGUAUUGAAGCAUUAUAAACAAAAAGUUAAGGGCUUAAAGGCAGAUAACUAUGGUGAAUGCAAUUCUUUAUCAUCAAACUUCACCACUGCUUCUCUUCCAAUGUUGUUCAUCCUCUCAUCCUCCUCAUAUUCCCAGGGGAUUGCCUGGAAAGCUGACAUUAAAUUUCUCUAUCAAGAGCCCUCCUAAUAAAGCUAUUGCAAGUCAUAUUGUUUCAGGCCUUGCAUCUUUGAUAUUUUUGUCUCAAACAAACCAGGUUCUUGCAGCUGAUUUAUCUCAUGACCCCAGCAUCUGCCAGCUUGCAAGUGCCACGGAUAAUGAACUAACUCUACCCCUUGAAGAAGAUUCUGGUGAAGGAAAUGGGAAGCUAAUGAUGAUGAGAGGGAUGACAGCAAAGAACUUUGAUCCUGUUAGAUAUUCUGGAAGGUGGUUCGAAGUAGCAUCACUCAAACGCGGAUUUGCAGGACAGGGUCAAGAAGACUGUCAUUGCACUCAGGGAGUUUAUACAUUCGACAUGAAAACACCUGCUAUACAGGUUGAUACGUUUUGUGUUCAUGGAGGGCCGGACGGGUAUAUUACCGGAAUAAGAGGAAAGGUUCAAUGCCUUUCAGAUGAAGAUUUGGUGAAGAAUGAAACUGAUUUAGAAAAGCAAGAGAUGAUUAAAGAGAAGUGCUACCUUCGUUUCCCUACAUUGCCUUUCAUCCCCAAAGAACCUUACGAUGUGAUUGCUACCGAUUAUGACAAUUUCUCCCUUGUUUCAGGAGCAAAAGACACAAGUUUUAUCCAGAUAUUAGAUACGAGCAUAUCAAGGCAAAAGACUGAUUUCUUGUUCAAAUCAUACAGAAAUACAACAGUUGAUUCAGAAUCUGAAUAUUUCAGAUAUGUAAAACUGGUUCUUUGUGAAUCUGGUAUAUUGUUUCAGAUCUACUCAAGAACACCAAAUCCGGGACAUGAGUUCAUAGAGAAGUACAAAUCGUACUUGUCAAAUUACGGAUAUGACCCAAGCAAAAUCAAGGACACCCCACAAGAUUGUCAAGUGAUGUCCAACAGUCAGCUAGCUGCUAUGAUGUCCAUGCCUGGGAUGCAACAAGCUCUAACAAACGAAUUCCCUGAUCUUGAACUAAAGGCUCCUGUUGCAUUUAACCCUUUUACGAGCGUAUUUGACACUUUGAAGAAGCUGCUUGAGCUUUACUUCAAAUAGAUGUUCAAACUUCCAUAAACACCAUUUUAUUUUCUGUAUUUCAGAAUGAAAUUAUACAGAUGACAGGGUAAAUCAGUAAAGUUAUAUCAUCAUUUGAGCUGGUA
This is a messenger RNA of Gossypium raimondii (Peruvian cotton), 1446 nucleotides long. RefSeq lists its product as hypothetical. The coding region runs from base 194 to 1342 and encodes 382 amino acids. Gene Ontology annotation, molecular function: small molecule binding. Lineage: Eukaryota; Viridiplantae; Streptophyta; Magnoliopsida; Malvales; Malvaceae. The transcript is spliced from 5 exons. The record is from RefSeq and is a predicted model, not a curated record.